Rhopalosiphum padi (bird cherry-oat aphid) is the source of this 5421-nucleotide messenger RNA. RefSeq lists its product as uncharacterized. Gene Ontology annotation, biological process: DNA integration. Lineage: Eukaryota; Metazoa; Arthropoda; Insecta; Hemiptera; Aphididae. The coding region runs from base 1 to 5421 and encodes 1806 amino acids. The transcript is spliced from 3 exons. Gene Ontology annotation, molecular function: zinc ion binding; nucleic acid binding. The record is from RefSeq and is a predicted model, not a curated record.
AUGGACGUACAAGAGAUAGCACGUAUUAACCGCGUAUUGAAAAGAGCGACUAUGAGACGCGAUGAAUGUAUUAGGCGUAUUAACGCAAUGCACGAGCUCGCGGUGCGAUGUGAAACUGAGUUAAGUUUGAUCACUCAGCUAUCAUUUCUUGUCGACGAAGUCGACGUUAUAUGGUCAGAAUUUACCGCUGAGAGUAAUACAGUGAUUGAUUGCUUAAUAGAUUUAGGUAGAGAAUCAGAGUAUUCCAUUGGUCAGGUCGCGGAUCUUCGUAACUUGAUUUCUAUUUCCCGUGCAACAGUCAAUCGUCACACUCAAAGUGACCAAAUUAACGUGUCUGUCCGUAGAGAAUCCCUAAUAUCUGUUCCGGAGCCGGUAUCGGUGCAUAAUUUAAAUAUAAACGACGACAGGGAAAGUCAGGUAGGUUCGGUUAAGAGCGGGGCGGCGCGUAGCUCUACAGCAUUUGGUGUAAAUGUCCCGGGAGGUAGCGUCCGCAGCGGACAUACAAUUACGCGUACUACAUCUCAUGUAAAACCGGCCCGGUUGCCGGAGAUACCACUACCCACAUUUAAUGGUGAUAUUUUUAAGUGGCUUAUGUUCCGAGAUCGUUUCAUGUCCAUGGUUGAUCAACAUUCUACCAUCGCGGACAUCGACAAAUUUUAUUAUUUAACGGGUUGCUUGCGAGAUAGGGCGUUAGAGGCAAUCGCUGGCAUACCGGUAAGUGGCGACAAUUAUUCACUCGCUUGGGCCACGUUAACAGCGCGCUUUGACAAGCCGCGCUUAGUUGCGUCUUCAUUGUUAGACAAAUUAUUAACAGCACCGAAAUCGUCGAACGAAAAUCUAACAGAAUUGAAUAAAUUUUUAUUGGUUUUUGAUGAGGGGGUCUCCGUACUAGAUUCAAUGAACCUCCCGAAUCUUGGUGAUUUUAUUUUAUUUUCGGUCGCGUCGCGUUGCUUGCCGUCGUAUACGGUUAAGCUUUUUGAAGCGCAAUUGUCAAAUAGCUUUCCAACAGUUAGGGAACUUUUGACGUUCGUAAAAUCACGUGUUAACGUUCUAGAAUGCAUACCGAAUGAUGCGGUCCAUAAAAUAGUAAAGCAGCCAUUGCAAAAGUCAUCUCACACUUCGAAAGGUUAUACAUCUGCCCCUAGUAACUAUAAACGGCAACAACCAACUUCGUUAGUGUCUAGUACCGUAUCGUCGAAAUCAAAAGGGCCGUGCCCUAUUUGUAAAGGGUCUCAUGCAAUUUCGUCAUGCCAAAAAUUUACCGGGUGGUCCGCCGGCACUCGCGAAACGUGGGUCCGUGAAAACAGGCGAUGUUUUCGUUGCUUGCGCGCUGGUCAUUGGGCCCCAGAGUGCAAGUCACCGGUACAAUGUGAUAAGUGCUCGUAUAAACAUCAUCCGUUAUUACACUCGCGCGAUAGAAAUAACGGUUCAACAUCUGACAAUCAGGUACCGUGCGAUGAACCGCCGUCUCAAUCGUCCCUUCUUGGUAGUGACUGUCAGCAAUCGUCAUCGGUUAUUUUAGGGACCGUUUUAGUCCACAUUCGUGACUGUGGUGGUGUGUUGCACACUGUACGCGCUCUAGUCGACUCCGCUUCGCAAAUAAGCGCGAUCACCGCAGAUUGCUCCGCUCAAUUGGGCUUGAAAGUUACCCGUUGGACCGCCCCUGUAUCUGGGUUAUCAGGUGCGUCGGUACCCAACGUUAAGGGAUUGGUAACUUGUGAUAUUCAACCUCGAUUUUCGAACGAACCAUUUAUAAAUUUUACCGCAUGGGUGUUCCCCACAAUUACCGUUAAUAUGCCUAGCCAGUCAAUAUCCAAUCAGGUAGCAGAUAAGUAUAAAAAUUUAGCCCUAGCAGAUCCCUCGUUCACAAUACCAAGUAAGGUUGAUUUACUACUCGGCGCAGACAUAUUUGCGCGUAUUCUGAACGGUAAACGUGUGUCAGUGGGUGACUCAUAUCCUGUAGCAUUCGGUUCAAUAUUUGGUUGGAUAAUAAUCGGGCCCGUCCCCUCUUCAAAUAGUUAUGUUUCCACUUCACAUCACAUCUCUUUGGUUUCUUCAAUCGAAUCCUUAAUGGAUAAGUUCUGGCAGGUUGAGGAACCAGAAACAGCUCCAGAGACUUUUACUUGUGACGGAAAAUGUGAAGAGAUGUUCCGUGAUAAAUGUUCACGUGACGACUCCGGGCGUUUUGUCGUACCCUUGUUGUUCCGCCAAACGGUCGCGGACAAUACCUUUUCUGGCUCGCGCGCUGUCGCGGUCAAACGUUUCGAGUCCCUUGAGCGAAAGCUCACAUCAGACAGCCGACUUCGCGAGGCGUAUUGUAAAUUUAUGGCUGAAUACUUGUCUUUAGGACACAUGUCCCCAGCUUCGUCUACAGGUUCAUAUUUUAUCCCUCACCAUGCUGUGUUCAAAUCUUCCGACCCACAAGAUAAAAUCCGUGUCGUAUUUGACGCGUCCGCCCAAUCGUUUUCUAGUACAUCAUUAAACCAAUGUUUAUUCGCGGGUCCAAAAUUACAACAGGACGUUAUUGAUGUACUAAUGCGGUUUCGUCUACCGCGUUACGCAUUCACCGCGGACAUUAAUAAAAUGUACCGACAGAUUUUAUUAGUUCCCGAACAUCGUUGUUAUCAACACAUCCUAUGGCGUGCGUCCCCGCAAGAUGAACUUAAAGCAUACGAACUAAAUACUGUAACGUAUGGGGUAAAUUGUGCCCCGUUUUUAGCUAUACGAGUGCUUCGAAAAAUUGCCGAGUCCGAUUGUGCGGACGUUCCCGCUGUCCGUGACGCUUUAAUGUUCAAUACUUAUGUAGAUGAUAUCUGCGUUGGGGGAGACACAAUAGACGAAGUAAUCGCACUCCAAACCGAUUUAAUUAACGUACUACAAAGGGCAGGAAUGAGCUUAAAAAAGUGGUCAAGCAAUACCGUCGCGGUGUUAGAUAGGGUACUCCCUGAAGAUAGGGCCGGCGGGAUGUUGUCUUUUGACGAUGACACUCGGAGCGGUUCCAAGGUACUAGGGCUUCAGUGGUCACAACGCGAUGACACAUUUUUAUAUAUUGUUCAACCUGAACGUUUAGUUUCAACUAAGCGGGGUAUGCUGUCGCUAAUUGCCCGCAUAUUCGACCCGCUUGGUCUAUUAGCGCCCGUGAUAUUUUUUGCAAAACAAUUAAUGCAACGAGUAUGGCAACUUGGUAUUUCAUGGGAUGAUCCGUUGCCCCCUGAAAUAGUCGACGUGUGGAAUAGGUUCGUUACAGAUCUCCCCGUGUUACAACAAGUAACUAUUCCCCGUUUCAUUGGUACUCAGCUUGGCGUACAAGGUGUUCUAUGUGGUUUCUGUGACGCGUCCGAGAAGGGCUAUUCUGCGGUCGUUUAUUUAAGGUUAUCUAACCAAUCCGGACCACCAUUAGUGUCAUUGUUAGGUGCUAAAACCAAAACAGCUCCCCUCAAGGCGUCGACAAUUCCACGGUUGGAACUAUGUGCGGCGGUCUUACUCGCUCGGUGGAUGGUUCGAAUUAAGACCGCGUUAAACAACAAAGUUAAAAUAGUUAACUUAUAUGCAUGGUCAGACUCGACUACUGUACUUAGUUGGCUGAAGGUACCACAUGAAAAAUUUAAGGUUUUUGUUUCAAACCGUAUACACAAAGUGAUAACGUUACUACCCGACUGUCACUGGGAUUAUAUAUCGUCGCUUAAUAACCCGGCAGAUUGCGCGUCGCGAGGCAUUUUCCCUACGGACUUAGUCCAUCAUAAAUUAUAUUGGUAUGGGCCCGAAAUUCUAUAUCGUGAUGUGCUCGAUGGGCCGGCGUUAAGUCAGGACAUCAAUCUCAACAAUUUACCGGAAUUAAAAACCGUGUCGCCAGCGACGUUAGUGACUAAGACAAGUGAUCCCCCCGAACCGGAAUGGUACUCACGUUUUUCCUCAUAUCCUCGUAUGAUACGUGUUGUAGCUUAUGUGUACCGUUUUAUUCAAAUUUGUAAGCGUCGUCAGAUAAUCUUAGCUCCAUUUUUAACUCGCGUCGAAUUGGACCACGCCGCCGUGGUCAUCGCUAAAUGCUCACAACGCGUUACGUUAGGUAAACUACUUCACGACCUGUUACACAACCGUCCGAUUAGCGUUGGACCUGUAGCUCGUCUCCGCCCGUUCAUAGAUCAACGCGGUCUCAUUUGUGUUGGCGGCCGCCUGUCAAAUGCAGAUGUGCCGGAGACACAAAAACACCCAAUCUUACUAGGCAAGACGUCGCAUUUAUCCAUUUUAUUGAUUCGUCAUUGGCACGAAGUUACCGGUCACGGUGGACCGAGAAUAUUAACAUCUCUUAUUAACCAGUCCUACUGGAUUCUAUCACUUAAUACGCUUAUUAGGUCUGUCCUUUGUAAAUGUGUCACUUGCGUCCGCCUAGCGUCAGUUAAUCCGCAACCCAUCAUGUCCGACUUACCUACGUCUCGGGUGUCCGAAUGUCAUCCGUUUUCGCGUGUCGGAAUUGACUUCGCCGGUCCUAUUGUAAUGACUGAACACCGUUUACGCAAGGCCCGUCAGUUCAAGGUAUAUAUUGCCGUAUUUGUAUGCUUCACGGUAAAGGCUGUACACCUUGAAUAUGUGUCUGAUUUGUCGACGGAUGCGUUCUUAGCAUCGUUACAACGAUUCGUCGCACGUCGCGGACUCCCUACGGACAUUUACACCGAUUGUGGUACAAACUUUGUCGGGGCAUCAAAUCAACUACGUACGCUUGUCAAUAAUUCCGGUUUUAAGGACCAUCUCAUUUCCCAUUUCCACUGCACUUGGCAUUUUAAUCCCCCCGGUGCACCCCAUUUCGGAGGGUUAUGGGAAGCGGCUGUGCGUUCGGCAAAACGUUUAAUGACACGCAUUAUGGGAGAACAUACUUUCUCCGUUGAGGAAUUGAGCACAAUGUUGUGCCGCAUAGAGGCUAUUUUAAACUCUCGCCCUUUGGUUCAACUUUCGUCCGACCCGACGGAAUACGAUUGUCUUACCCCAGGGCAUUUUUUAAUAGGCCGCCCGCUACUCUCGAUCCCUGAAGUGAAUAUAGUUGAUACGGCGCUCCCUUUAGCUCAACGCUGGAAAUUGAUAAAUCAAUGCGCACAGCCUUUCUGGCACCGCUGGCGCAAUGAAUAUUUAAAUACUCUCCAAAUGCGGAAUCGUUGGACGACCGAUGUGCCCAACAUUUCUAUCAACGAUAUGGUUAUUGUUAAAGAACCUAACGUUCCCCCGUUACGAUGGCGUAUGGCGCGAGUCCAAGAGGUGUUUCCCGGGGCGGACGGAGUACUCCGGAGGACCGUGUGUCCGACGACAACCUUGUUAAAAGGCUCGUUGGUACAAACAUUUGGUAGCAGAGCGUGGUUUGAUUGUUCCAUCAGACUUUGGUACUCAGGAUCCGGUGUCAGUGGCGUUGAACUGUCAUUAGGUCUGCGUUAG